AAAGAGUCUAUGAUUGUGGCCUUAUUCGACGAAUUAUUAUUUUUCAGCCUCACAACCCGACCGUAUGUGCAAGAAGUACUAUAGUGCGUGUUUCAUAUUAAACACAACAUUGGACCCAUAUAACGGAGAGCAAUACCGCCAGCCAUGAUAGAUCAUAUCCCAGUCUCUGAAUACACUCCACAUAAACACAUACAACACUAUGUCGAAUUUCCCGCCUAUACUGGCAUGAACGAUAUGGCGCGCAUGAAUGCCAGGGGAGUUGAUUUGACUACUCGUGCUGAAGCAUUGGAACAGUGCAGUGCUAUCCGGCAUGGUAAAGAUGACAUAGAACAACGCAAUACACAAGAGGAUGCUAUCGGUGUUCAAGAUAGUGUCACAAUGCUGACGACGAAUGCUAGUGAGCAGAAGGAUGACUCGCAAAUUGCUGGCAGAAAGUGCCCAGAUAAGUCGGAAGAGCAGAUUGAGGAUGCGUUGGAUGUUGGGAUGUGUUCAGUAAGCAUGCCCAUUAAUAUGUAUGAGUUACCGGAGGCUGUGCGGAAACUUGAGCAUGAGCGGAUUGUGAUCAGGCGAAGAUCUUCGAUGCAGAUCAAAGAGUAUGCGACGAUGGUCACACUUGCGGCGCUAUACAGCUUGCUUGCGUGAGCGAUACGGAGUAUGAGUGCUAAGACGUAUGCACGUGUCUCAUGACUAAGUAGAAACAAUGAACGAACGGACCAUUCGAAACGCACAUGGUUGGCUCAAAGAAAAAUGAUACAGCGGUGGAAGCACAGGCUCCAUGAGCUGUGUAUGACGGCCAUACAAAGUUUGUUCUCUGGCGUAGCGACGUGCAAGCAGCGGCAAACAAGUGGAGCUUUCAAGGCCACGAAUGCACGUCGUUUCUUGAUGAGUAUUGCAGAACUCCACGAUCUUCUGGCGAACCAGAGUCAUUAGCAUCAACAGUGAGGCAUGGACAACACGAACUCCCCGUGUUGUGGGUCAAGCGUGGGUUUGUGGUGACAAAAACAUCCAUGUUGUGGCAAGUGUAACUGCCACUACCGACGUGAUACUGGGGAGUGCCAGAACCAGUCAAAUUUCGACAAGUCCGAACUCGAUUGCAUAGAAUCAAGACGGCCCAACUCAGACCACAAUCGUCCUAUUAGAUUUGGACUGCGAUAGUACGAAUGCUACAAGUAGAUUAAUGCCCAUCUAGUAUGUGCAAAUCUCCCUCGGGUCGCAUGUACAUGAAAAUUUGAAACUUGAGACUGAGAGGCAGAGAGUACGCUCUCAUUCAAUAUCGCAAUGACAAUUCCAAACAAAAGUGAUCAACAGAAUCAAGUUUUUAUGACAUCAGGGAAUUCGAUAUUAAAUACGGAUAUGAUUUCUGUCAAAAUACUCAUGGGUAUGCUGUUGUGACUCAUGGUAUGUACUGUCAGCUUCCAGCGAUUCAACACGGCUGUACAUGAGUAACCCAAUAUGGCAAAUGAAAAAUGUCUUUGAUUGCUUGGAAUGCAUACUAAACUGCAAGCAUUGGAUAGAAUCAAGUUUCCUUAGAUAUUUGCUACCAAUUUUUCUUGUCCACAAAUACCCUCAAUAAAUGCUGUACACUAUGUUUGCGAAAAUCGUAACGGUGUAUUACUCGG
Molecule: messenger RNA, 1619 nt
Organism: Sphaeroforma arctica JP610
Lineage: Eukaryota; Ichthyosporea; Ichthyophonida
Exons: 1
Coding region: 145-642 (165 amino acids)
Source: RefSeq, a predicted model, not a curated record